Molecule: messenger RNA, 1236 nt
Organism: Sinocyclocheilus rhinocerous
Lineage: Eukaryota; Metazoa; Chordata; Actinopteri; Cypriniformes; Cyprinidae
Product: aminoacylase-1-like
Exons: 12
Coding region: 123-1124 (333 amino acids)
Biological process (GO): amino acid metabolic process
Cellular component (GO): cytoplasm
Molecular function (GO): aminoacylase activity
Source: RefSeq, a predicted model, not a curated record
UAUAAAUUACCUUCAGAUAUCCAUUACAGAGAAAGACGGUGUUUGUAACGGUGUUGUUUACUGAUUAAGACGCAAAUCAGCAGCGAGCUCGCGCUGAAGCAGGUGCAGGACAGUGGGCCGGUAUGUUGCUUGAUAAAGAUGGACCAAACGGCGGCGGAGGGGUCCAGAACGGCCCCGGGACAGAAGACCCUUCAGCGACCCUGUUCAGAGAAUACCUGCGGCUGAAGACCGUCCACCCAGAGCCCGACUACGAUGCUGCUGUAAGGUUCCUGGAGCGGAUAGCAGAGGAGCUGGCUUUACCCAUGAAGAAAGUGGAGGUGUGUCCGGGUCGAGUCGUUGCAAUCAUCACGUGGGUCGGCAGCCGGCCGGAGCUGAAGUCUGUGAUGCUGAACUCACACACUGAUGUGGUUCCGGUUUAUGAGGAACACUGGAAGCAUGAUCCAUUUGCUGCUGUUAAAGAUGAGCAUGGCAACAUCUACGGCAGAGGAUCUCAGGAUAUGAAAUGUGUCACGAUACAGUACAUUGAAGCCAUUCGCAGACUGAAGGCGGCUGGGAAGAGAUUUUCUCGUACUAUCCAUUUAACAUUUGUCCCAGAUGAGGAGGUCGGUGGUCACAAAGGAAUGGAGACAUUUGUGAAGCACCCUGAAUUUCAAAAGCUGAACAUUGGUUUUGCCCUUGAUGAAGGUUUGGCAAACCCAACCAAUGCCUAUACUGUCUUCUACGGAGAAAGGAACCCCUGGUGGAUCACAGUCCGCUGUCCAGGAAGUCCAGGUCAUGGUUCCAGGUUUGUGGAGAACACAGCAGCAGAGAAACUACAGCGAGUUAUAAACUCCUUCCUGGAGUUCAGAGAGAAAGAGAAACACCGGCUGAACACCAAUGAGUGUUUUACUCUGGGUGAUGUCACCACUGUUAACAUUACCAUGGUGAAAGGGGGCGUGGCUUACAACGUGAUUCCAGUGGAAAUGGAUGUCAGCUUUGACUUGAGAAUCCCGCCCACCGUUAACCUGCAGGAGUUUGAAGAGAAGAUAAAAGCCUGGUGUAAAGAAGCUGGUGAGGACGUGACAUAUGAUUUUGCACAGGUCAGAUUUAUUUUUACACACCAAACACAAUUCCAUCUGGCCUGAUCUCACAUCUGGUAAUUUCAUGUGUCUGCCAGGAGACUAUGGCCACAUACACACUGUAGAGAUUCAGGAGUGACACCUACAUUUAAAUACGGGGGUGAAUUAUCGAAAUUAU